UCUGCACCAUGAAGCACCUCCAUCUAAUCAUGUUCCUCUCUUCCGUCAUCCUCACCACAUCUGCUCAAGUUCAAGUAACACAAAAUGAAUUUGAGCGUGGUGUAACCUCAAAUUCCUUCUCGAAACCGAGUCAAAAGCAAUACAAUGGAUUCAUCAAGUCCUUAAAAGCAGGUGGAAUAACGACCAAAAUGGAAGCAGCCAUGUUUCUCGCACAACUGCUUCACGAAUCUGCUGGAUUAAAAAAGAAACGCGAAGAGGGCUGCAGUGGUCCCAACGGGUGCGCCAACAAAUAUCCGGAAUCAGGUGAAUGGAGGUCCGAAUGUCAAGGGAGCAGUCGUCCCCCCGGUGUGAGCUACUAUGGUCGCGGUUACAUCCAAUUAACGUGGUGUUCAAAUUACAUCCAAGCAUCCCAAGCACUCGGGAAAGGUGAUAAAUUAAAAUCCAGCCCAGACUCGGUCGCCACGUCGGAAGACCUUUCAUGGUCAGUGUCCGCCUGGUAUUGGAAAACUAAUGUGCACGACGCACUCGGUGGAUCGGAUAAAUUUGGACUCACGACUAAAGCGAUUAAUGGAAAAUUGGAGUGUAAUGGACAAAAUUUAAACCAAUCGAAACAAAGAUUUCGUUACUACACUAAAGUUUUUUCUGCUUUUAAACUGAAUGGGAAACCCGUGGAGAGUGGAUAUUAUUGAGUUUAGUUUAUACAAUUUUAUUCAUUUUAUUUCUAAAUUUUGUCAAAUUCGAUAUCGUUAAAAAAUUUCAACGCCUCCUUCGCUGCUACUUCCGGUGCUUCGUAGGAGAGGAAAUGACCACCUGAAUUGGGCGAUGAAAAAUGCUUCAAGUUUGGAAAUUUCGACAUCAGUCCAACUUCCGAGGCUGCUACUACAUCUUCUGGCGGAAUUACGCAGGCAGUUGGGGUCGUAACGGGGAUUCUGUUUUAUGGGAAAUUUUAGAAAAUAAUCAAUAAAUGUUAAUUGUAAAAAUCGUA
Molecule: messenger RNA, 985 nt
Organism: Folsomia candida
Lineage: Eukaryota; Metazoa; Arthropoda; Collembola; Entomobryomorpha; Isotomidae
Product: acidic endochitinase SP2
Exons: 3
Coding region: 9-689 (226 amino acids)
Biological process (GO): chitin catabolic process; cell wall macromolecule catabolic process
Molecular function (GO): chitinase activity
Source: RefSeq, a predicted model, not a curated record